Molecule: messenger RNA, 247 nt
Organism: Sphaeroforma arctica JP610
Lineage: Eukaryota; Ichthyosporea; Ichthyophonida
Exons: 1
Biological process (GO): cytosolic ribosome assembly
Cellular component (GO): cytosol; ribonucleoprotein complex
Molecular function (GO): ribosome binding; GTP binding; GTPase activity
Source: RefSeq, a predicted model, not a curated record
AUGUCUGGUCGAGUGUUGCAGGAGCACCUGGAGCGCAUGCAGCAGAAUCCGAAUUUCAUUCGGCACAUAUGCGUGCUCGCACAUGUGGAUCAUGGAAAAACAUCCCUUUCUGAUAGUUUAAUCGCAAGCAAUGCUAUUAUCUCGCAAAGACUGGCCGGAAAAGUACGGUAUCUAGACAGCCGAGAAGACGAGCAGCAACGUGGAAUUACAAUGAAAUCUAGUCUGAUCUCACUGUUACAUAUCACAG